AUGUUCUUGGCAACUGGAGGUAUAAAAGCAGCACCGCGAAAACUUCGACAGUCGCACUCGAGGAAGGUUGUGGUGAAAAUGUACUUGGCAAAGAGAGUCUCGUCAGCGCCUUGGCGCAAGUCUCUGGAAUAUCAGUUGCGAUUGAUGAGUUCAACGCUGGAGAAUCCUGUGGUUGACCUUCCUGGACAGGGACAAUUGCGAGGAUCCACGAAGAAGAGCGCAUGGACAGGCAGAAUGAUUUAUCAGUUUUUGGGCGUUCAAUAUGCGGAGGCUCCAAUUGGAAAGCUGCGCUUUAAGGCACCUGUUCCGAAAGCGCCCUGGGAAGGUGUGAAGGAUGCUACCAAGUACGGACGCCCAGCUCCUUCGUACAACACCAUUUUAUCUGUGCCCAACGAUAAGAUCACUCCUGACUUCGAGGACUGCAUCAAUCUCUGUGUCUACACUAAUGAUUUGAGUGGAUCAAAACCUGUCAUGGUUUACGUUCAUGGCGGUGGAUUUUACACAGGAUCCGCAGAUCAAUUCCCGCCUGACUAUAUCCUUGAGAAGGACGUGGUUCUGGUGGUGCCGCAGUAUCGACUUGGACCUCUAGGCUUCCUCUCUACCAUGACAGACACCAUUCCGGGAAAUGCUGGAGCUUUGGAUGUGAUCCUGGCCUUCGAAUGGGUGCAAAAGUACAUCCAACACUUCGGUGGAGAUCCAAAGCAAGUCACAGCUUUCUCCCAGUCAGCUGGAUCCACUCUGCUCUCCAUCCUCACAUACAGUGAUCUGGUGAGAGAAGAGCUGUUCUCUAAGGCGAUCUUCUCCUCAAGUGCUUCCUUCGCCACAUGGUGUUACGAUGUGAACCCUGUUGCCAAUGCUCACGACAUUGCCAAGCGUUGUGGCUGUCCGAAGGGGAGUUCGGUUGAGGAACUGAAUGAUUUCAUGAUGAAAGUCGACGCGAAGACACUUGUGGGAUCACACAUUAAUCAUAUGCAAGCCAAGACACCAAAUGGCAUUAACACACUCGGUGGACAUAGAUUCACCAUUGGAGGACCGUCGAAUCUUCUGCCCGAGACGACCUUCAAUCUCAUGCGCAAAGGCAAGGGACGACGGAACCUUCCCUUGCUGGCCGGAGUGGCCAAACACGACGCCACCUUCCUGAUGACUGGACUCUGCGACAUCUUCCUGCACACGGUUGGCUAUGACAAUCACAAGUUCAAUCAGUUCCAAAUGGUUGAUACCAUCUGCAAGACUCUCGGCUCGGAUGAGCAAACAGGAGCUCUGGCGGCGUUCGCAAUUAUGUCAGUCUUGGACAUUGAGGAUCUCAAGAAAGGCGACUUCUACGCUAUGGUUGAUGGUCUGUUUGAUCUUGGGGGUGUCAUGGUGGUGAAAGGCCCUCUUCUGCGCGAAGUGCAGUACCACAUGAUUCGCAAGAACAAUCCAACGUAUCUGUACGCGUUUGACUACGAAGGUGAACACACAAGAUUCGGCUAUGGAGAAGACACUUCUAAGUAUCCAUUCGAUGGUGGAGUUGCACAUUCUGAUGACAACAUCUACCUCUUCCCAUGGCCUAAGAGUGUGGCAAAACUCAAUGAAGAAGACACUAAAAUUGCGAAGACAUUGGUGGACUUGUGGACUUCAUUCGCGACGACCGGAGUUCCAACUUCUCCUCAAGUUUCCAGUUGGCCAAAAAUGGAACACUUGGCUGGACCUUAUCUUCAUAUUGACAAAGAGUGCACAAUUGGUGACAAUUACUAUGAUGAAUUCCGAGUGGUGGCCAAAGAAAAGAGGAAUCUUAAGAGAAACGAGACACUCCGCAAGGCUAAAUCAGCGAGUGUGAUCACUUUGUCAGGCGAUAAGAGAACGCGAUUAUCAGACUACAAUACAGUAGUGAUGGCCUUAUCAAAUGUUGAUUUUGAGAAAGUCGUUGUGAAUAUUCCGAGCCUGGGAAGCUUGAGGGGCUCUCAAACCACAAGUGCGUGGACUAGCAGGAUUAUCUAUCAAUUUCUGGGCGUAAAAUAUGCCGAGGCGCCGGUUGGUGAGCUCAGAUUCAAGAAACCCGUACCAAUUGCACCGUGGAAAGGCGUUAAAGAUGCCACAGAGUAUGGAAGAACAUUUCCCAGUGCCACGGAUUUUGAGGCAAUACCUGAGGAAGAGAAAAACUACCCUCAUUGGGAGGAUUGCAUCAGCCUUUGUGUCUACUCUACAGACUUGAAGGCAUGCCAUCCGGUCAUGGUUUACAUUCACGGAGGAGCAUUCAAUGAAGGAGGUUCAUUUCGUCAUCCGCCAAAUUAUCUGCUGGAGAAGGAUAUUGUUCUGGUUGUGCCGCAGUAUCGGUUAGGACCUCUAGGUUUCCUUGCCACAAAGACUGACACCAUUCCGGGAAAUGCAGGAAUUCUUGAUGUAAUUCUCGCCUUCGAAUGGGUGCAGAAGUACAUUCAGUACUUCGGUGGGAAUGCAAAGAAUGUGACAGCUUUCGGACAAUCAGCAGGAGCUGGAAUUGUAUCUCAUCUCACAAUGAGUCCUCUAGUUGGAGAGUAUCUCUUUCACAGAGUUAUUCUUCAGUCAGGCAGCUCUUUUGCCAUCUGGGCCACUCAUCAAGACCCAAUUGGAGAUGCCAGGAAGACAGCAAUAGCCUCAGGGCAGUGCAAUGAAUCCUCAUCAAUUGAGGCGAUCGAAGAGUGUCUAAUGAAAAUGGAUGUAAAGUCUUUGCACACAUUUGCGAAAAACACUCGAACCAAGCCUGUUGUUGGCGGUCCUUCUGGUUUCUUGGACCAAAGUCCUGACGAGAUAUUCCUAACUGGCGCUGGUCGAAAGAACCUGCCCAUGAUGACUGGAGUUACCAAGCAUGAUGGAGGAUUUCUCCUCAUGUCCUUCUAUGAUGGUUUCAAGACUCUUAAGGGCUUUUCAGAUAGUAAUUUCAAUUCAUUCAAACUCGUGCACAUGAUUUUGAGUAGAUUCGGAUAUUCAGACAAUCCUGGAAUUUUAGCUGCGAUUCUGGGAUCAAAUUUGUGGCGUUCAGAAACUCUGAUUAAAGGAGAUUUUCACGAAAUGCUCAAUGGACUGUAUGACCUUGUUAAUACAAUAAUGCUGAAAGGUCCAGUAUUGAAAGUGGCACAAAUGAAUGCUUGUGCAAAUCCUCAGCAAACUUGGCUCUAUUCCUUCGACUACGAAGGAGAAUAUACAAGAUUCGGCUAUGGAAAAGACACUUCAAAGUACCCUUUCAAAGGUGGAGUUGCGCAUUCUGACGAUAACAUCUAUUUGUAUCCAUGGCCUGAGAGUGCGGCAAAUUUAAAUGAAGAAGACACAAAAAUAGCCAAGAAAAUGGUAAACUUAUGGACUUCCUUUGCAAUUAACGGCAUUCCAUCAACUGAAGACCUCAACUGGCCGCCAAUGACCACACCUAUUGGGCCAUACUUGCGCAUUAAUAGCACUUCCUCUGUCGGCCAGAAUUUCCACGAUGAAUUAACCGCGAUGUCUCGAACGGAGAACAAUUCAUCUCGCCCGGAAAAGCGUGAUAAGGCGAAUUCCUACACGAAUGUGUAA
Molecule: messenger RNA, 3525 nt
Organism: Phlebotomus argentipes
Lineage: Eukaryota; Metazoa; Arthropoda; Insecta; Diptera; Psychodidae
Exons: 5
Coding region: 1-3525 (1174 amino acids)
Source: RefSeq, a predicted model, not a curated record